AUGCCCGCCCCCACCCCCUUAGCAUCCUGCUUUGGUUCUAACGCUGAGGAACUUGCCCCUCGCACUGCUCUUCUAGCUGCUCUCUCCCAUAUCGGUAUCGACGAUCCGUCAGCUUUGGUGAACUUUGCUAAAGAGAGUAGUGCUCUGCAACAAGUCGCCCAGACUGCGGCUAUCCCCGAAGUCUCUUCGCUAGGGAAGGAUAAACAAUCUAUCGCCCUUCUACAUCUCAAAUACGAGAGAAUUCUUCGGUCGGCAUUGACCGAAGCGAGUAAGCUCGUUUCUGCUGCCGGCGGAGUCGAUACUACCAACUUCGCCUCUCUCUCGUCAUCUCUAUGGCAGGCUAACCCUUCGCCUGCUCUUUGCCCCUCUCCUACUCUCUUCGCCGACUUCACAAUGACCCCGGCGCUACUGCGAAUUGUACGUCACGACUACAGAUUAUUCGUCCAGAGCGUCACGUUCUAG
Perkinsus marinus ATCC 50983 is the source of this 462-nucleotide messenger RNA. RefSeq lists its product as hypothetical. Bases 1 to 462 code for a protein of 153 amino acids. The transcript has a single exon. The record is from RefSeq and is a predicted model, not a curated record. NCBI's taxonomy places the organism in Eukaryota, Perkinsozoa, Perkinsida, Perkinsidae.